Hypomesus transpacificus is the source of this 1116-nucleotide messenger RNA. It is a transcript of the gene drd6b, whose product is annotated as dopamine receptor D6b. Gene Ontology annotation, biological process: adenylate cyclase-activating adrenergic receptor signaling pathway. Bases 16 to 1116 code for a protein of 366 amino acids. NCBI's taxonomy places the organism in Eukaryota, Metazoa, Chordata, Actinopteri, Osmeriformes, Osmeridae. The record is from RefSeq and is a predicted model, not a curated record. Gene Ontology annotation, cellular component: membrane. Gene Ontology annotation, molecular function: G protein-coupled receptor activity. The transcript has a single exon.
GUGGCCGUCCUGGUAAUGCCUUGGAAGGCGGUGUCGGAAGUGGCAGGCUACUGGCUUUUUGGUGCUUUCUGUGACACCUGGAUAGCUUUCGACAUCAUGUGCUCCACCGCCUCCAUCCUCAACCUUUGUAUCAUCAGUAUGGACAGAUACUGGGCAAUAUCCAGUCCAUUCAGAUACGAGCGUAAAAUGACCCAAAGAUUCGCUUUCGUGAUGAUUGGGGUGGCCUGGACGCUGUCUAUUUUGAUUUCAUUCAUUCCAGUUCAAUUGAACUGGCACAAGGCAGAGGCAGAAAACUCAACGCAGGACAACCCAGAUAAGAUGGAAGAGUGCAACGCAAGCCUGAACAGGACGUAUGCUAUAUCCUCUUCACUAAUAAGUUUUUACAUCCCCGUGGUGAUCAUGGUGGGAACGUACACACGCAUUUACAGAAUUGCGCAGACCCAGAUUCGACGGAUAUCCUCUUUGGAGAGGGCGGUGGAACACGCGCAGAACCAGCAACACACUAAUGACGAAAACUCAUUAAAAACGUCGUUCAAAAAAGAAACCAAAGUUUUAAAAACACUUUCUAUCAUAAUGGGAGUGUUUGUGUUUUGUUGGUUGCCAUUUUUUGUUCUGAAUUGCAUGGUACCUUUCUGUGAUAUGAACAAACUUGGGGACCCGCUGUGCGUUAGCAACACCACCUUUAACAUUUUCGUCUGGUUCGGGUGGGCCAAUUCGUCUUUGAACCCAGUGAUUUACGCUUUCAAUGCUGAUUUCAGGAAAGCGUUUUCGACGAUUCUUGGUUGUAAUAGGUAUUGUUCUACGUCUACGGUCGAGGCUGUUGACUUCAGCAACGAGUUAGUAUCGUACCACCAUGACACCACACUCCAGAAAGACGCAACCGUCACCACGGCUCAGCGCCCCAUCAUUGUCACUCACAAUGGGGAGGAUUUGGACAUGCCGUUCGACAAAGUCUCAGUCCUCUCCGGUGUUUCACGGAACCAAAGAAACCUUCACCUCCCUGCCAUACUUCAAUUCGAGUGUGAAGCAGAGAUAUCCUUAGAUAUGAUGCCCUUCACGUCCAGUCACAACGACGGCUAUGCCAUCCCAGGUCAAACUGAAGAUGUGUGCAACUAA